Molecule: messenger RNA, 624 nt
Organism: Megachile rotundata (alfalfa leafcutting bee)
Lineage: Eukaryota; Metazoa; Arthropoda; Insecta; Hymenoptera; Megachilidae
Product: myb-related transcription factor, partner of profilin-like
Source: RefSeq, a predicted model, not a curated record
AUGCCCACGGCGGCCAUCGCGGUACGCGUUCUCGACCACAUGGAGCUGGUCGAUAAGGUGGCCGCCCAGAGCAAGAACCUGCACGGCAGGUUUGCCCGGGCACUACGCGUAGCCGCGCAGGAGACGAGGAUAGCAGAGACCGAACUGGCCACUCGGUCCGCGACCUCGUCCUCGGCGGGACUUGAGGCCGAGAACAGGGCCCUCCAAAAGAGGGUGGAGGACUUGGAGGCGGACCUCCGACAGCUCCGCAAGAAAAUGGAGACGAGGCGGCGCGCGCCAAUGGGGGGAUCGGACACUGUGCCCGUUGUGGUGCCGGCGCCCGUGUCCCAGGUCGCAGGUACGUCACCUUUGCCGCCGUCGCCGGGGCCACAAUCGCCGAAGACACCGUCGUCGUUGGGGGGUCAGAGAGGUCCAUCAGGGCCUCAACCAACCACUGCUAGGGGCAGGGACCCGGCCUAUAUACAGCGGCAGGAGGAUCCGGUAGUUCGGAUAACGCAGCUGAUAGAUCAGCGCUUCGCUGCGCUUAGGGCGGAGAUGCUUCCUCUCAUGUCGGCGUUGGAGGAGCCGAGGAGGCCGCCGCCGGCACCACCAGCGGUGGGUCUUCCUCCCCCAAAGCCAACUUGA